AGAGAAAGAAAGAAAGAAAGAAAGAAAGAAAGAAAGAAAGAAAGAAAGAAAGAAAGAAAGAAAGAAAAAGAAAGAAACCCCUCAGCAAUUAAAUACGCCUCAUCAUCUCACAGGAAGAAGGUACCGGGUGACCUGGGAAUUGAACCCAGCUAAAUUUCAGCAGCUUAACCCUUAGAUGCAUGAGUGACUGGACCUUACACUCUUCCAUAAGUGGGUCAAAAAUGACCCGUGGUAUAAUCAAUGUGUUUUUAUGCCACAUUUGUCAUUUUGGUUAAAAAUGACCAUUUAUAUUAUAUUUAGUAAUAUAUUCUGGUCCACAAAAGAAUGAUUUCAUGUUUGAAAUAUUUGUAUUUUUCACUUUUUAAAACAAAAAUUUGUAAAACAUUUUGAAAAUUGGAAAAGAAAAUUACACAACAGCAAUAGAACAAUGCCAACAUCUAUUGUGUGUGUGUGUGUGUGUGCGUAAGAGAGAGAGAGAGAGAGAGAGAGAGUGUAUUUCACGGUAUGCAGUUGUGACAAACUACCUGUCUCUGGCUGUAAUCAUUGCACACAGUCAACGUCUCAUGUGUGGGUUGAUAAGAUCGAUCGAUCGAUCUGUCUGUCUGUCUGUCUGUCUGUCUGUCUGUCUGUCUGUCUGUCUGUCUGUCUGUCUGUCUGUCUGUCUGUCCGUCCGUCCGUCCGUCAAUGUAACACAAGCCAUGAAUAGAGGUGCAAUUUGGGUUGGAAAAAAAGAAUAUUGGUCAAAACAAAAAGGUAAAAAGAGAGAGCACAGCGCUUCACUCGCUCUUUCUUAGCGCCGUUUUAGCUCCAACAACGAUGGUGGAAGAAGCUCCAGCACCGGCCAGCUCGGCCCCCGCCAAGGCUCCUAAAAAGAAGACCGCGACCAAACCCAAGAAAGCGGGUCCCAGCGUCGGCGAGCUGAUCGUCAAAGCUGUUUCCGCUUCCAAGGAGAGGAGCGGCGUGUCCCUGGCCGCCCUGAAGAAAGCUCUGUCUGCAGGUGGAUACGACGUGGAGAAGAACAACUCCCGCGUCAAACUCGCCGUCAAAAGCCUGGUGACCAAGGGCACCCUGGUGCAGACCAAGGGCACCGGCGCCUCAGGCUCUUUCAAGCUCAACAAGAAGCAAACCGAGGCGAAGAAACCCGCGGCCAAAAAAGCCGCCGCUCCUAAAGUGAAAAAGGCCGCAAAGAAACCCGCCGCCGCAAAGAAGCCCAAGAAGGUAACAGCCAAGAAGUCCCCCAAGAAGGUCAAGAAACCCGCUGCUGCCGCUAAGAAAGCCACCAAGAGCCCCAAGAAGGCUAAGAAGCCGGCGACCCCCAAGAAGGCAGCCAAGAGUCCUAAAAAAGCCAAGGCAGCCAAACCCAAGACCGCUAAGCCAAAAGCGGCCAAGGCCAAAAAAGCUGCACCCAAAAAGAAGUAAUCAUGUUUAUGUUUUAUUACCUUCAUUUUCUUAAAACGGCUCUUUUAAGAGCCACCUAUUUCCUCCCAUAAAGAGUCGCGUUUCCUAAAC
Molecule: messenger RNA, 1509 nt
Organism: Trichomycterus rosablanca
Lineage: Eukaryota; Metazoa; Chordata; Actinopteri; Siluriformes; Trichomycteridae
Product: histone H1-like
Exons: 2
Coding region: 817-1419 (200 amino acids)
Biological process (GO): nucleosome assembly; chromosome condensation; negative regulation of DNA recombination
Cellular component (GO): nucleus; nucleosome
Molecular function (GO): double-stranded DNA binding; nucleosomal DNA binding; structural constituent of chromatin
Source: RefSeq, a predicted model, not a curated record